Messenger RNA from Rhineura floridana, 876 nucleotides. It is a transcript of the gene PLPP4, whose product is annotated as phospholipid phosphatase 4. Gene Ontology annotation, molecular function: phosphatidate phosphatase activity. NCBI's taxonomy places the organism in Eukaryota, Metazoa, Chordata, Lepidosauria, Squamata, Rhineuridae. The coding region runs from base 61 to 876 and encodes 271 amino acids. The record is from RefSeq and is a predicted model, not a curated record. Gene Ontology annotation, biological process: phospholipid metabolic process. The transcript is spliced from 7 exons.
CGCCGGCUGCGUGGAUCGCACGUUCCCCCCACCCAGUCCUGCAUCUCUUUGGACCAAGCCAUGUGGGACCUCGCUAUCGAGGUCGGGAUACGGGUCCUGCUCUUCGGCGUCUUCGUUUUUACAGAAUUUUUGGAUCCAUUCCAGAGAGUUAUUCAGCCAGAAGAGAUCUGGCUGUAUAAAAAUCCUUUGGUGGAAUCUGACAACAUACCUACUCGUCUCAUGUUUGCCAUUUCAUUCCUGACUCCUUUGGCUGUCAUUUUUGUGGUGAAAAUCAUCCGACGGACAGACAAGACUGAAAUUAAAGAAGCUUUUUUAGCUGUUUCCUUGGCUCUGGCUUUGAAUGGAGUCUGCACAAACACUAUUAAAUUAAUAGUGGGAAGACCUCGUCCCGAUUUCUUUUACCGCUGCUUUCCAGAUGGAGACAUGAAGUCUAAUAUGGACUGCACAGGUGAUCCAGAUGUGGUCUCAGAAGGCAGGAAAAGCUUUCCAAGCAUCCAUUCUUCCUUUGCAUUUUCAGGCCUUGGCUUUACCACCUUCUACUUAGCCGGGAAGUUGCACUGCUUCACUGAGAAAGGCCGUGGGAAAAGCUGGCGCCUCUGUGCAGCAAUUCUACCUCUGUAUUGCGCCAUGAUGAUAGCUCUAUCACGCAUGUGCGAUUACAAGCAUCACUGGCAAGAUGCUUUUGUUGGAGGGGUUAUCGGCCUCAUGUUUGCUUACAUUUGCUACAGACAGCACUACCCUUCAUUGGGUAACUUGGCUUGUCACAAGCCUUAUAUCAGUCUGCUCAAUCAGACAUCGUUGAAGAAAGAAGAGACACCGACGGUGGAUAACGCUACCAGCCUGCCUCUGGAAGGAAUAACUGAAGGUCCAGUAUGA